Molecule: messenger RNA, 2330 nt
Organism: Leptonychotes weddellii (Weddell seal)
Lineage: Eukaryota; Metazoa; Chordata; Mammalia; Carnivora; Phocidae
Source: RefSeq, a predicted model, not a curated record
UGGCGCGAAGAGUCACAGGGGAUUAAUUUGACAGCACGUAUUGAUGGCUCUAAAGAAGUCAUCACUGGCACUGGAUUCCAGUGAGAGUGAGUCGGAAGAGUUGCCAACAUUUGCCUUCCUGAAGAAGGAACCAUCUUCAACAAAGAGGAGGCAGCCUCAGAGGGAGGCAAAAAUCGUUGUGGUUGACACCUCAGAUUCUGAGGCCUCCUGUCGUCCGUCACCAAGGUUGAAAGAUGUACCACCUAUCCGAGACACGGCUGAACCGGUCACACAAACAGAGCCAGUCAGGGUGCUAAGCAGUGAAAGUGAGGAUGAGGAAGAAUUAGCUCCCCUGGCUGAGAGGCUUACCUGUAAGUUUUUGACCCGCAAGCAACUGAGCCCUGAGGAUUCUAGCUCCCCAGUUAAAAGUCUAUGGGAUCACCGAAAUAGUGCAGGAGCAUCAUGUGACUGGGAAAACCAACCCUUUCCAAAGGUCCCUGAUCUUCCCCUCCAUGAAACCUCAGAGAGACAUGCAUCAACUAACAAGGACCCUGUGGGAGACAAUCCACGCCAUCAGCUUCCGGCCUUCAAAGCUACCUGCCCUGUCCCGAACGGCAGCUGGACCGUAACCAAAACAAAUGCUGAGGUCCCCCCACUUCAGAAGAGAACCAAGCAUAGCCAGAAGGUCCAGAGAGGCUUGCAGGGAUGCCAGCCGCGGAGACAACAGGAGAGGACGGAGAAGGCAGCCCCGGUUAAUAGGCUGAAAGCUCAGAGGCCCGAGGAAUGCUUAAAGCACGUCGUCGUGGGGCUGGAUCCAGUGCUUUUGCAGAUGGAAGGGGGAGGCCAGCUCCUCGGAGCCCUGCAGUCCAUGGAGUGCCGCUGUGUGAUCGAGGCACAGGCCGUGCCCUGCAGCAUCACCUGGAGGAGAAGGGCUGCGCCAUCCGAGGAUGGACAGGAAGACUGGGUGGAGGAACCGACGGUCCUGGCGCUGCUCCCGGCAGAGGCGUUUGUGUCCCUGGUCCAGAACUUCAAGCAGGGAAGUGUGGGCGGCACUGAGAAGGGGAAGGAGACGCUGCGGAGCUUUGUGACUGACGCCACAGCAAGGGCAGCUGGGAAAGCUCUGUCACUGGUGAUUGUGGAUCAGGAGAAACGCUUCAGCCUGGAGCUGCUGCUGUCUGAUUUCCUCCCCGGUUCCAGUGCUCCAAACCCUCCAAGGAGAAGGAAGCAGGGAGUGGCAGAUAGGGAACAGGCCAAGGAGAAGAAGCAGAGACGACCAGAGGCCAACACAGGGUGCAUGGUGUCCAGGGUAGACGUGGAAGAGGCCUUGGUGGAUCUGCAGCUGUACACACAAGCCCAGGCCCGAACGGUGCAGAGCUGGAAAGAGCUGGCCGACUUCGCAUGCGCGUUUACGAAGGCUGUGGCUGAGGCGCCCUUCAAGAAGCUUCGAGACCAAACUAGUUUUUCCUUCUGCCUGGAGAGUGACUGGGCUGGAGGGGCAAAGGUGGACCGCGCGGGCAGGGGACUCGCGCUGGUCUGGAGGAGACAGAUUCAGCAGCUGAACCGAGUCAGCCUGGAAAUGGCCAGCGCCAUUGUGGACACCUAUCCCUCCCCCCAGCUUCUGGUCCAGGCUUACAGGCGGUGUCUCUCAGAGCAAGAACGCCAGAAUCUGCUUGCAGACAUACAGGUGCGUCGUGGGGAAGGCGUGACCGCCACCUCCCGCCGGGUCGGACCAGAGCUCUCCAAGCGCAUCUACCUUCAGAUGACUGCUCUGCAGCCAGAUCUCUCUUUAGACAGUGCAGACUGAUGCCAGCCCUGGGGGACCAGGAUGAAAAGCUGGAGAUUUCCACCUCACCCAGCUCGGAAGAGGACCACAGGAAGAGGCUGGGAGCGCCUCCCGAAGCACAAGCCUGGGUCGGGCUCACCACAGACUCCUUCCUGGGUGUAUCUGUAGAAGUCUCCCUGCCAACUUGGGACAGACAGCUGAGAUACUUGCGUUCACCUGCACAAGCAUUCAGUGUCCCUCUCCCAGCGAAACUCCACUGCCGUGCACAAAUCGCCCUACCCCAGCAGCCCUCAAAACACGAAGCAACAAAGACAGAUCACUCAGACACAUAUUUAAUAAUUGUAGAAAUCCAGAAGAACCUCAGCUUCAGAUCUCGAGAUCAGGAGUGAACUUCCCUCAGCGGGCUGGCCAGAUGGGGCUGGCCGUGCCCUGCCUCCCUCUCACCCACGGAGGCCGCCUCAGCCAGCCCCCUGCAUGUGGGUCUGAUCCCUGUGCUGACUUCCCUAUCCUCUUAAUCUCAUCUCACAUACUAUGUAUUUAGUUUCAAUAAAGCAUUUGUACCAAUGGC